CGCCAGCCAGAAGGAUUCAUUACAGUUGGUACACUUCAAACGUUGACAGCAACAGUGUGAGCACUACAGCAGUUGCAGAAACACCCAUCUCCAAACUCAUCUCCAUCUCCAUAAAAUGGCAGCUCGUGCAGCUUACUUUGUGUCGGUUUUAGUGCUAGCAACGAUCGGUUGGCAGUGUGUGGAGGCUCAAAGCAAUCCGUGGCGCCGACAGAACGACAGCUUUGCGACAGAAUCCGCCAGCGAUCGUAGCCAGCGACUUGGGCUAACCACCGGCUACGGUGGCGUCAACGGGUACGGUUACUCCAGCUCCGGCCUCGGUUCCUACACUCCACUCAAGAUCGAUCUCGGCGGUGUCGUGCUCGGUACGCUCGUCGGUAUCGGUGCGCUGCUGCUGCUGCCCAAGCUGGUCAACGUGAUCGGCGGCGGGUACGGUGGCUCCGGACACUACCGUAGCGCGGACAGUGACCCGACCGGCAUCAGCGAUCUGAUGAACAAGGUGGACGACUAUCUGGCCCAGAACAACAUCGAUUCGGGCGCGUGCAUGCAGAAGGCGGUCUGCAGCUACCUGCGCUCGUCCGACUACCACGCCCAGGUCGGCACGGCCGAUCAGGUGGAGCACAUGAUUUUGGCGCUCUCGGAAAACUCGAUCAUUGAUUACAUGCUGGACGGAACCGCCAUUAAGGAAGCGAUCAAGAACGGGAAAAUGCAAACGGCCCGAUCGUGCGACGAGAUCUACUCCACCUGUCCGCUCGAUCGCCAGUCGACACUGAAGCUGUUCAAGAAGAUGUUCCCGAUCGGCAACUAAGACCAACAGCUAGCAGGCAGCAGGCGGGCCUCUGCCGCAUUGCAGUCGGGGAUGUUUCGUUUGCGUUUCACAUAGUGGAAGCGGUUCGUGAACGGUUUGCAAAACAGAUGUAGCCAAUCUGCGCUGUAGCCCACGCUUCAAACGGAACCGACCGUUUGUUGGAAGGGCUUAUUUUUAGCAUUUUCCCACAGCGCAAGGAAGCACAGGGUGCUGGAAGGGCCUGAGGGUGACCUCGGUCCUCCAUGUGAGACGAAACGAAACAUCGGUGACUGCAACAGCGGACAGGAACGGAGCCAGUCUGUUGAUUUGCGUGACCCUGGCAAGGGGAAAGCGAUGAUCGUUUUAGAAAUUAGAACAACGCAACGGGAAAAAAGGCCACGACACCUACAUAAGCCGCAUACCGUUACCAUCUAGCAUAAGCAUACACUUACACGAGGGAUCUGUUUCUUAUUUAAGCUAAUAUUAUAUUCGUUCCUCGACCUUACCUUACCCAGUCGGGAGCGAAGUUUUUUUUGUAAUGUUUCUUCUGCAUUGUGGGGUGUAUAGUCGCGUGGUUUUGGGGGAUGUAUUUCAGCGUGGUUGUAAAUACUAUGUACGACAUU
Anopheles coluzzii is the source of this 1407-nucleotide messenger RNA. RefSeq lists its product as uncharacterized. The transcript has 3 exons. NCBI's taxonomy places the organism in Eukaryota, Metazoa, Arthropoda, Insecta, Diptera, Culicidae. The coding region runs from base 116 to 805 and encodes 229 amino acids. The record is from RefSeq and is a predicted model, not a curated record.